Molecule: messenger RNA, 1360 nt
Organism: Cuscuta europaea
Lineage: Eukaryota; Viridiplantae; Streptophyta; Magnoliopsida; Solanales; Convolvulaceae
Source: the annotation of a GenBank genome assembly
AAACUACACCGUAUUAAAGUACGUAGUAUUAUACACUGAAACUACAUAGAUCUGAGUAAUGUACCUGACUGAUGAGUCUAUCUGACAUCUUAAAGCCUUCAAACCAUCACAUUCCGCUUGAAGUUGAAGCCCACACUUUGAUCUGGGAUUUUUCUCAGAUAGAACUGUAAAGAUUCGAUUUUUAAUCUGAUUCAAAUAGUUCGAGGUCGUUAAUUCCAAAUAAAGGGUUUCUUCUGCACUACUACUGGAUGAAGCUAGGGGGUUUAGGCUUGUAAAUGACAGUUCAUUGAAGAAAGUACUGAUUUUGGCCAUUUGGGAAAUGGGGCUUUCUUGAAACUUGAAGCUCAAUCAAGAGGGAGAGUUAAUCUGGCUACCGGUAAAGAAAGGCGCAAUCUUUGAGGCGUAAAAAUGUUUCAGCUGUUGCUAUUACUUCUGUGCUCCGAGGGUUUGGUGGCUUUCCUUCUAGUGGUGAAGAUUGGGCCUUUAAGGGAGCUGGUGAUGAAUGGGCUGGAUCAGCUGAAGACGAUGAAAGGGACUGUUUUGACCAUUGCAGGUGUUUUUUGUGCUAUCCUCUUAUCCCACUUUUUUAGCAUUGUGAGGAUCCAAAACAAGGGUGCUAAGCUUGGUACCAUGACGCCUAUGGAUCAAGUACUUUGGAGGACAAACUUGUUGGAAGCCACUCUCAUAGGAUUCUCCCUAUUUCUUGGUUUCUUGAUUGAUAGAAUCCAUCUCUAUCUGCGCGAAGCAAUUUCAUUGCAAAGCAGCAUUGGGACUUCAAAGACUGAAGUUGAAAAGCUUGAGAAAGAAAAGAUGCAGUUCAAUGAAAAGGCACAGAAGUCCGAAGAGGAAGUAAAGCAACUCCAGAAAGAAAUCUCAGGUUUGAAGGAUGAAGUAAAAAGGGUAUGCAAAGAGAAUGAGGAAAAGGUUAAAACGGCAGAAGAUCAUGUUAAUGCUCUUCAAAAUCAAUUCGCUGGACUUCUUCUGGAAUAUGACCAUCUAUUAGAAGUGAACCAAGAACUUCAGAAACAAGUAGAUGGUAAACAGUAUUAAGGAUUGGGGCUAACAAGGAAAUAGAACUCUGCCCUGGCUAAUCUAGAUCCUGUUUUUGUUAAUCCAAAACUCAAUUCCUGACAUCUGCUAGCAGAUCAUUAUUUUAAACCUAUUUGGAAAUUCAAUCGGAAUGUUUGAGAAGUUAUUUUGUGGUCUUGCCUUGUUAUGUUAUUUGAGUUUUUACUUUUAAACCAACUAUGGAAGUUUUAUUCUUUACUCUCUUGUCACACGUUGAUAUACCAGAAUGUCAAUGAUUGAAAUAAAAAACAAUGUAGUAGAAAUAAUAAAAAUAUCUUAUGAUGAUAUUUAA